Messenger RNA from Sinocyclocheilus grahami, 1085 nucleotides. RefSeq names its product macrophage mannose receptor 1-like. Bases 1 to 1023 code for a protein of 340 amino acids. Lineage: Eukaryota; Metazoa; Chordata; Actinopteri; Cypriniformes; Cyprinidae. The record is from RefSeq and is a predicted model, not a curated record. The transcript has 4 exons.
AUGGAGAGAAUCACAUUGAUGUCUGUUCUGCUCACAGCCGUGGUCAGUUCGUCUCCACGUCAGUAUCACUUUGUGAAUCAGAACAUGAGCUGGACUGAAGCUCAGAGUUACUGCAGAGACAAACACACAGAUCUGGUCACUAUCAAUGACAGGAAUGAACAGAAUGACAUUAAUCAGCUCAUACAGAGAGAGAACAGCAGUGCUGGCCGUGUCUGGAUUGGGCUGAAGGACACAUGGAUUUGGUCUCUGAGUGACUCUGACUUCUACAGAGAAAAUGAAUCUCAGUACAGGAACUGGGAACCAUCACAACCAAAUGGAGAUGGAGACUGCAGCAGUAAAGGAUUCGUCUCUGUACAGGAGCAAAAGGACUGGACUGAAGCUCAGAAACACUGCACACAGUAUCACACAGAUCUGGCCAGUGUGAGGAAUGCGACUGAGAAUCAUCAGAUCCAGAACAUCAUAACUUCACCUGAACAAGCCUGGAUCGGUCUGUACAGAUCCUGGGUUUGGUCAGAUAACAGCAACUUCACAUUCAAACCCUGGAAAAGUAAUGAACCCAAUAUCGGAGCUAAAAAUGACAGCAUCUGCGCAUCAACUGGUAUCAGUGAUGAAGGACGAUGGACAGACGAGCUCUGUAGAGAACUGCAUCACUUUGUGUGUUAUGAUGAUGAACUGGUUCUGAUCCGAGAGAAUAAGACGUGGACUGAAGCUCUGAGAUACUGCAGAGAUUGGGACAUGGACCUGGUGUCGGUGGAUUCAGAGCAGAUGCAGCGGCGGGUGAUGAAUGUGACCUCGAGCGCCUCCUCCGAUCACGUGUGGCUGGGUCUGCGUCACUCCCGCAUACUGGGACUCUGGUUCUGGGUCAACGGUCACACCACGUGCUACGAUCAGUGGGCUUCUGAUUACAACACUGGACUGGACAAGUGCAAUGAGACGGUCAGAUCCGGAGCCAUUCGGACCAACGAUAAUCGCUGGAUCAGCCGCCCUGAAACUGAUAGAAACAACUUCAUCUGCAACAAGUGAGCGCUGGAGAGUAACUGAUUACAUGUAAUCCACAUUACAAAUAUUCUGUACUUGUAAUUACA